This is a messenger RNA of Aspergillus ibericus CBS 121593, 1335 nucleotides long. RefSeq names its product putative extracellular exo-polygalacturonase (gene pgxC). Gene Ontology annotation, biological process: carbohydrate metabolic process. Bases 1 to 1335 code for a protein of 444 amino acids. The transcript has a single exon. Lineage: Eukaryota; Fungi; Ascomycota; Eurotiomycetes; Eurotiales; Aspergillaceae. The record is from RefSeq and is a predicted model, not a curated record. Gene Ontology annotation, molecular function: polygalacturonase activity.
AUGUCUAUCUUCCGGGCAACUUUAGUACUCCUCCUUUCCGCGUCUGCGUCCAUAGUUCGUGGGGUCCCCCACUCCCCCAGAACAACACAAUCCCGAACCCAGCAAUGCGUGAUUCCUUCAAAGUACAACACAUCCAAUGGACUGGCCGACGACUCGCCUGCAGUCUCCCAAGCCUUUGCGCAAUGCGCAACUGACUCCGUUAUCGUUUUCGAGGAGGGUAUCAGCUAUAAUAUCUUCCAUCCAAUUAAAGCGACCAACCUCAGUAACGUGGAGAUCCGCAUGCACGGCAAUUUACACCUACCACAGAACAUCACUGCUGUGCAAAACAUUGUCAAUGGUGGUAGUUCGAUAUGGUUUACCUUCGAGGGCCCCCAAGUGGACUGGAUUGGGCCCGAAAACGUGAACCAUGGCUGGAUCGAGUCGCACGGACAGCCAUGGUGGGAUGCGAACCCUGCCAAUGGGACGGGAAUCGAUGGACGUCCACAUCUCCUGAGCCUUAAGACAAGCCAAGCCACUGUGAAGUACUUCAGGUCUAGAAAGCCGAUCGCAUGGAACUUUAAGCUGUACGGGCAAGACAUUACGGUCAGCCAUGCCAUCAUCGACGCUACCUCGACAGGCAGUUUUCCAUUCAACACGGAUGGUUUCGAUGUCGAGGGCACCAAUAUCCAGAUAACCGACAGUAUCGUGUACAACGGCGAUGAUGCGAUUGCCGUAGCCUCGGGAUCGCACGAUAUACUCUUCACCAGAAACACCAUUGGGUACCAGACUCAUGGCAUGAGCAUUGGUUCGCUGGGAGAGGAUGCGUCCGAAUUUGCUAAUGUCACCAACAUCCGCUUCGAAGAUGUCACUGUUAUUGACGGUCUCUACGCGGCGCGUUUCAAGUCAUGGAGCGGAGGGCAAGGACUCGUCAAGAAUGUCACCUGGAAUAACAUCCGAGUCUACAACGUGACGUUCCCGAUCUAUGUCACUCAAAGCUAUACAGACCAAGGAGCCUCCAGCUCUAGCACUGUCAAUGCCAGUUCAGCAGUGAUGAUGGAAGACUUCACAUGGUCUGACUUUUCUGGAUCGAUCAAUACAUAUCAGCCCGGGGACGGCUCUUGCGUGUCGGACCCCUGCUGGUACAAUGUUGGACUGCCCAACUUGAAGCAUACUGAAGCCCUCAUCCUCGAGUGCCAUACAACUCAGUCUUGCUCUGACUUUGUAACGGCCAACCUCCAGCUAUACCCACAAAGCUUGGAACCGGCGAGCGUGAUCUGCAUGGAUGCAACCGCGGCCCUCAACGCUGAGCUUGGCUUUGAAUGUAGAAAUGGGACUUACGAUCCAUUAACCAAUUGA